AUGGACCUCGGAGGUCGCCAGGAUCAUGUAACCGACGAUGAGGGCGAAGCCGAGGCCGACGACCUAGUAGGCCUGGAUGACCAAGACCACGCUGGUCACGAGGAAGACGAGGAUGAGGACGAGGAUCUUGAAGACGAAGCGCUUGCCUCGCCCUCCCAAGCAACUCCACUCCCCAAUCUGGACCCACCACCGCCAUAUCUUCGUGAAAUCAGUACCUUGGCCUCAUGGACCGUCUCCUCCUCCAAGCCAGGCUGCUCAAUACCCCAGCUCCGGCACGCAAAUACAAAUCUCUUCUGGCAAUCCGACGGCCCUCAACCACACUACCUCAACAUCCACUUCUUCAAGCUCGUCCGCAUAGUCGGUCUUCGCCUCUACCUUGACUUUGAGCAAGAUGAAUCCUACACUCCCACACGCAUCAUCUUCCUCGCCGGCAGCGGCAUGAACGACCUCCAAGAAUGGGGAGAAAUGCGGCUCGAAAGCCCCCGAGGCUGGAUCUGGGCUGACUUCUCCGGCGUCGGCGACGUAGACAGCGACGACGACGACGAACACCCCGACCAAGGCGACAACGACGACCAUGAAGACGGAGCCAAUCCUCCUCUCACCACCGCAAAUACCCAACGACACCACCUCCUCACAGACGCCACUACAACCACCACCCCAGCCCCAACCCAAACCCCUCACCGCGACCUCUCCUCCGACUCCGAAAACGCCAUUCUAGAAAAUCACCAGAAUGGAAAGGAUACGCAUUUACGUGGACUACAGGUUUUCGCGAGGAAUGAUGAGGAUGGUGUUGGUGGUGGUGCGGGAGCGGGGGUCGAGAAGAAGACGGGGAAUGGGGUGGUGGUUGUGAGGAGGGAUGGUGGUGGGGAGAAGGAGAGGAGGAGGGAGAGGGAGGAGAGGGUCGAACUUGGGGGUGGGGUGGGGGGUAUGGGGUAUGGGGUUGACAUACGAUAG
Messenger RNA from Bipolaris victoriae FI3, 954 nucleotides. RefSeq lists its product as hypothetical. The record is from RefSeq and is a predicted model, not a curated record. Gene Ontology annotation, biological process: protein K11-linked ubiquitination; anaphase-promoting complex-dependent catabolic process. NCBI's taxonomy places the organism in Eukaryota, Fungi, Ascomycota, Dothideomycetes, Pleosporales, Pleosporaceae. Bases 1 to 954 code for a protein of 317 amino acids. The transcript has 2 exons. Gene Ontology annotation, cellular component: anaphase-promoting complex.